Molecule: messenger RNA, 2103 nt
Organism: Emiliania huxleyi CCMP1516
Lineage: Eukaryota; Haptophyta; Isochrysidales; Noelaerhabdaceae
Exons: 16
Coding region: 1-1749 (582 amino acids)
Biological process (GO): protein localization to membrane
Cellular component (GO): membrane
Source: RefSeq, a predicted model, not a curated record
AUGAGUCUGGUCUUCCUUCGGGUGUGGCUGCUCCUGGCGCCCGUCGCGGCCUUCUACUUGCCCGGUGUCGCCCCUCACGAGUACCUCGACAACGAAAAGGUCAACAAACUCUCGUCGACAAAGACGCAGCUGCCGUACGACUACUACUCGUUGCCCUUCUGCCGCCCGGCCGAGGUGGUCAACAAGAUGGAGAACCUGGGCGAGGUGCUCCACGGCUCCGUCAUCAAGAACUCGGCGUACGACAUAUCGAUGGGCAAGAUCGAGUUCCGCGUGCUCUGCAAGCGGACUCUCGAGCCUGCAGAGGCGACGCUGCUGCACACGCGGAUCCGGCAGGACUACCGCGUGCACAUGAUCAUGGACAACCUGCCCGCCGCCACCAAGAUGAUCCGCGAGCUCCCCGACGGCCAGACGAUUGUCAUGUACGACCGCGGCUACCCCCUCGGCUUUGUCGGGUCUGCAGAGCGGCAGGGCUCCGUGCCGGGCGGCGCCUACCUGCACAACCACCUGCGGUUCGUGCUCAAGUACCACAAGGACGCGGCGUUCGACGGCGCGCGGAUCGUCGGGUUCGAGGUCGAGCCCCUCUCCGUCAAGCACAAGUACAAGGGCGCCUGGUCUGACGACGCCUCCCAGCUCCAGCUCCUCACCCUGCCCGUCGGGCACGACUCGCCGCCGCUGCGAGCGGACAGGAAGCGCUGCGGAGCGAGAGGCGGCUUGCGCGUGCGGCGUGAGGCGACAGGGCCGGUGGUGUACACGUACGACGUUAAGUGGGAGCCGUCGGACGUCAAGUGGGCGAGUCGCUGGGACCUGUACCUGUACAUGGGGGACGACCAGAUCCACUGGUUCUCAAUCAUCAACUCUCUCGCGAUCGUCCUGCUGCUCACCGGCAUCGUCGCCAUGAUCAUGAUGCGCACGCUGAGGAGGGACGUGUCGCGGUACAACUCGCCCGAGGACAAGGACGACCUCGCCGAGGCGACGGGCCCAUCGCCCGCCCCCCCGGCGGCCUGCUCCCCUACUCUUCUCUUUGUCUUCUCUUGUUACCACCCCUCCUCCUCAUCAGGCGGCCUGCUCACCGCCACGCUGCUCACUUUCAUGCUGAUGGGCGUGCCGGCGGGCUACUGCGCCUCCCACACCUACAAGGCACUCAAGGGCACCGAGUGGAAGCUGGUCACCGUGCUCACCGCCACCCUCUACCCCGGCGCCAUCGCCGCCACCCUGAAGUGUCUCAUAGGCCAGCAGUCCUCGGGCGCCAUCCCGUUCGGCACGAUGGUGGUGCUGCUCCUCAUGUGGUUCGGCGUGUCGGCGUGGUACAUGGUCGGAGCCUUCAACGUGCUCAUGGGCGGCAUCCUCCCCUUCGGCGCCAUCUUCAUCGAGCUCUUCUUCAUCAUGACCUCCGUCUGGCUGCAGCGCUUCUACUACGUGUUCGGCUUCCUCGCGCUCGUGCUGCUCAUCCUCAUCAUCACCUGCGCCGAGAUCUCGAUCGUGCUCUGCUACUUCCAGCUCUGCAACGAGGACUACAACUGGUGGUGGCGCGCCUUCCUCACCUCUGGCUCCUCGGGGCUGUACCUGUUUGGCUACUCGAUCAUGUACUUUCACUCGCAGCUCGAGAUCGACGGGUUCGUGCCCACCCUGAUGUACUUCACGUACAUGGCGGUCUUCUCGACCCUCUUCUUCCUCGUCACGGGCACGAUCGGCUUCUACUCGUGCCAAAAGUUUGUCUGGGCGAUCUACGCCGCCAUCAAGGUGGACUGAGCUGCAGAGACCGAGGUCGCAGGCGGUGAGAGCGGAGCGUUGGACCCCUCUGAACGCAAGCAAGGCUGGGGCGUGGCGAGGGGACGGCCGAUGCGUGGCGCGUGCGCGGCUGGGGCGUGUGCGAGGGACCGGAGACGGACGUGGGCCCAGCGGGGCCCAGAGAUUCGGCGACACACCAGCGCCCGUCAAGAGUCCCCGACGCCCAGUGUCAUGACCCGGGAAUAUACACCGUGUGAAGUGCUGCGAAGAGGUCGGUGAAGCGAGAGAGAAUAGUUAGGGUGUGUGUCGCGUGUUCUCCUCUCCCCGGGGCGCUGCCAGGCAAUUCCAAUUUUAUGGAAGGCGUCGAUUACUCAA